AUGGAGCCUGCUGUUGAUUUGGAAUUUGUUGGUGGUGUUUGCGAUAAAGAUAAUUCAACUGAUGCUGGUGUAGAAGGCAGUGGUGGUUGCGAUGGAGGUAAUUCCACUGAUGUUGGUGUACAAGACAAUGUAUGUGAUUUGGAAAUUUCUCCUGGGUUGACUAAGUAUUGGCGCCCAGUUUGUACUGACAGUUUGAAGCCUCUUGUUGGGCAACCGUUUCAUUCCUUGGAUGGUGCUAUUGUUUUUUAUAAACAAUAUGCUGGGACUGUUGGGUUUGACUAUAGGCAGAGCUCAAUUCGAAAGAGUAGGGAUGGCGUUGUUGUGGAGAAGCAUGUAGUAUGUAAUCGUCAGGGGUUUAAGCAGAGUAGUUCUAGUAUUCAAUAUAUGCAUGGGGUUGAUGCUAAAACUACUUUGGCGAUGAGACGGAGGGCGACAAAUAGGGUUGGUUGUAAGGCUAAGGUUGUGGUUAAGCUUAAGUCUAAUGGUUUGUAUUUUGCGCAUUCUUUUGAGGAACUCCACACCUAUUUGAUGUGUUCAAUUAUUGCUAGGCAAUUUUUAAAGGUGAAUCGCAGCCUUGAUGCUGGCCACCAAAUGUUUAUUGCGAGUUGUGCUCGGGCAAAUAUUGGCUCUGUUCGGUCAUAUAGGUUGUUUACAGAGAUUGUUGGUGAGUAUUCCAAUGUUGGUGCUACAGGUGUGGAUUUUAAAAAUUUCAAGCGUGAUUUGAUGGCGCACAUUUUAAAUGGUGAUGCUCAAUUAUUCAUAGAUACGUUUUUCAAGAGGCGUGAAUUGUGUGAGGCUUUUGAUUUUGAGUAUGAUGUUGAUGAAGUUGAUCAACUUUCAAGGGUUUUUUGGGCUGAUGCAGUAUCUAGGAAGAAUUUUGCUUUGUUUGGUGAUGUUUCAUUCGAUGCUACAUACCGUACUAGCAUGUAUAAGUUGAUUUUUGUUCCAUUUACUGGAAUUGAUAACCAUAAGAGAUCCAUCAACUUUGGUGCUGGUUUGCUUACGAGGGAAGACGUAGACUUAUAUGUGUGGCUUUUGGAGAAAUUUAAGAAAACUAUGUGUCAUGACCCUAUUUGUGUUGUUACUGAUCAAGAUCUAGCUGUCAAGCUAAGGUUGCUGUUGCUUGUGUGUUUGGUUGUACCGGUUUUAUCUAAAGAUGAGGUGUUUAGGAGGAAGUUGAAUGGCAUUGUUUGGAACAAAUCCCUGGACUCCAAGUCUUUUGAGGAUGCAUGGAGUUAUAUUAUGGAGGAAUAUGAUUUGGGUGACAAUGGUUGGUUUCGUUACUUGUUUGAGUGUCGUACAUUUUGGGCAUCUCCAUAUUUUUAUGAUGAGUUUAUGUCGGGCUUGCGUCAUGCACAAGCAAAAUUGACUGCUGAUUGUGAAUCUUGUUUUCCUGUUUUGAAGACACCAUUGGCUUUGGAGAAGCAUGCAAUAGAUGUUUACACCAUUUCCGUAUUUUAUGAUGUUCAAGCCAAGCCUUACAUAAGGCAAGAAAACAAAGAGCAUGAGGGGAUGAAGGGAGACAGAAAUGGAGAGGAAGCUGAUCCAGUGGUAGUGCAAAAAAACUUUGGGGCACUGAAAGACUGGGGUGGUUCAGAAAACAUAGAUCCUGGGGAAAAAAAGGGAGGAAAGGAAGAGGGAGAAUUGAGUUACAGUGAAAGUGAGAAUGGUUCUUAUGAUGAGAGCAAUAAUGACUCAGCAGAAGAUAGUGAAUAUGAGAGGGAAAAAGAAAUGGAGGAAAAAAGGAAAAGGUAUUUGAAAGAAGUGAAUGCCUCUCCAAUGAAUGAAGGGAACCAGGGGAGGAAAGGGAAGAAGAAAGGGGGAAGGAAAAAGAGAGGAAAGGGGAGGGGCCAUCUCAAGAAAUAA
Molecule: messenger RNA, 1866 nt
Organism: Ipomoea nil (Japanese morning glory)
Lineage: Eukaryota; Viridiplantae; Streptophyta; Magnoliopsida; Solanales; Convolvulaceae
Product: protein FAR1-RELATED SEQUENCE 5-like
Exons: 6
Coding region: 1-1866 (621 amino acids)
Biological process (GO): regulation of DNA-templated transcription
Source: RefSeq, a predicted model, not a curated record